UCUUUUUUUCUGGACGUCUACAUAGCUAGCAACUUCGAGUAAGGCUAUUAAGACCGGCUAAAUCAGUCGGCACCCCAACGUCAACGACCGUUGAAGCAAGCAAAGUCCUUCAGGCUUCCAUAACCAUUGCGCUAUUCAUCUUCACUUUCCUAAACAUUAAACUAGGGUGACGUCCAAAAAUGAAGCCCUGUCAUUUCGACAAGCACGGUCGGCUUCGUAUUUUAGCGAUAGACGAUGACUCCGUAAAUCUUAUGGUUAUAGAGUCUGUCCUGAGGCCCCUCGGUUGGGAUAUAGUGCCAGCGAUGGACAGCACGGAGGCUUACGCAGCCGUCGACGAUGAUGACACCUGGCCGGACCUGGUUCUGCUCGACUAUAACCUUGAAGUUGGGGACAGUGGUGAAACUGUCCUAGCCAACCUCGGGGCCAAGUUUGGUCGGGCCAACAUCCCCAUCGUGAUGUGCACGGCCAUGUCAGCGAACUCGGUCGAGCUAGAACGUUGCCUUGCGGCCGGCGCGGUUGACGUACUCCUCAAGCCUUAUGAGCGCAGCCGCGUUAUGAGCGUCGUGGAGAAGUACUGCCCUGGUAAGAGCACUUCGCGGCCAGCACCAUCAUCAGCACCAGCUCCGCCCGCUCCCGCACCCACGCCCCCAGCGCCAGCCCCCGUCCCUGCUCCUCCCCCACCACCUCCCGCACCCGCACCCGCACCGGCUCCUCCAGCGGUAGCCCAGCCAGACAUCGAAUCCUUCUGCUGCGGCAUCGGACUGGAUUACGUGGGCAGGAAGCUCAAGGAACAGGGCGUCUUGCUGAAGGACCUCACCACCUUUGACGACGCAGCGCUGCGUAAAUUGGGUGUGGUGGUGAAGUCGCAGCGGGAUAAGAUCUUGGAAGCCGCCAGGGCCCUAUAAGCGGCUGGGUCGGCUACUGCAGUACCUUUAAUGCGACCUUGCAUGCAAAAGGUAUCUGCUGCGAUUAAAGCUGCCUUCAUGCGGUUUAGCUGCUUAGAUGUUGCCGGGCACCGUUGCUUGCUUGGGAAGUGGCAGUUGGUUACCGGUAUUGUAAGGCCUUGUACGGCGUUAUACGGUGUCGUGCGAUAUUGUACGCUUUUGAGGUGGCGCGGAAACGGUGUGGGCGUGUAAGAGUUCUUGAGUUCUCGAGUCAAGGAGAGGUACAGUAACGAAUGUCAACAAAACAUGAAAAGAGGACCCUUGAGCGAGUGUGCAAGCGUGUGGUAAUGUCGGUGAAGGGUGCAGGUGUGCGGUUAGUUUUGCUCCGCAUCAUAAGUCAGGUAUUGUUUGUAAACUAGUGUUGGCUCGCCUCGAUAAGGGGCGCAGUCUUAGCGUUCACUCAAAAUAGUCCGGGCCGAGGCGUCCUUUUUGUACCGUGCACGUGUCCUAUGGUGUAUCCCUGUACAGUUUGGAUGUACCUGCACCGAGGUCGCAGAUUCGGUCGGACAAGGUGGCGUAGUAAAUUGUGUUGUGUUUUGAAUACAACGGUAUGUUGAAAAAAGUGAGAGUGUUAGAGUUCAGAAGACGACCCAAAUGUCGUACAUAUUGGCGGAAACAAAGUGCUGUUGGCAGGUUUGUCUAGGUGAUUCGUAAUUUCCAUAGCAAUGUCAUUGUAGCGUUGUAACGCUGGAACCAACGUUUAGCCCAUAAGCCAAGGAUAAGUUGGCUCUUGUUGUGCCUCCCUCAAGGCUGACUUGCCUCUUGCAAGAAACUAAACUAGUAAAGUGGAGAUUUCAGGUAGAAUUCAGGAAGCUUAAUUGUAGAUCAAUACAAACAGCUUAGCAAAGGCUGCCGUUCUUACCAUCCGGCCGUUGGCGGUUAAUUCCCUGGAACGCUGUUCUACUUAACGGCUUAACCAUGAUGCCAGAGCCCGUGUCUGCUGCCCUUACUUCGCACCCAUGUCUGCUGCACUAUUGCAAACCCCUUCACCCGCAGCCGCCCAGGUGGCGCUGGCAAACCCGUGGCGCCCCAGCUGCUGUUGUCAUCAGCAGCGGUCUUUGAGGCUAUUCCAGCAACUUUUUGCCAGGCAUUUAAGCCCUCUAACUUGCAUGCAACCGAAGUCCUAUUAGUCCUUAUCGUACCUCCACAAGUUGACACAGAUGUAUGCAAGGCAAAUGAGGUCCCGUAACUCCGUCUUCUAAUUCCCACAUAAACGUGCCUCCUUGACGCAGGCCAUCAUCAACGCAAUCCCUC
Molecule: messenger RNA, 2198 nt
Organism: Astrephomene gubernaculifera
Lineage: Eukaryota; Viridiplantae; Chlorophyta; Chlorophyceae; Chlamydomonadales; Astrephomenaceae
Source: the annotation of a GenBank genome assembly